GCUACUUUUACUUAAUUAAAAAAAAUUGGCUGCCGUUGGCUUUGGCACAAUCUUAUCAGUGGCCCGAAGCCAACGAAGGACAGGAACCCAAUGGAGAACGUGACGGUCAAGAUGGACGACGUGCAGCUGGAGGACGGCGCCGCGCCCGUCAAGAAGAUGGCGCGUCGCGACCACCUGAUUGACAUCGAGCACGAGAUCAUCGCCAAGUGGGAUGAUGCGAAGCUGUUCGAGUCUGACCCGGAUCCGAGCAAGCCCAAGUACAUGGUUACGUUCCCGUACCCGUACAUGAACGGCUACAUGCACGUGGGUCACCUGUUUACGCUUAUGAAGGUCGAGUUCGCUUCUCGCUACCACCGUCUCAAGGGCGAGAACGUCAUCUUCCCCUUCGGUUUCCACUGCACGGGUAUGCCCAUCCAAGCCGCCGCCAACAAGCUCAAGCGCGAGCUUGCGGAGUACGGCAACCCGCCCAACUUCUCGCGUGACAUCGAGGAAGAAGCCAAGCCCAAGUCCGCCGGAGACUCGCUCAACAAGGCCCACGGUAAGAAGUCCAAGGCUGUAGCCAAGUCGGGCGGUGUCGUGCACCAGUACGACAUCCUCAAGAUCUCAAACAUCCCGGAGGAAGAGAUCCCCAAGUUCCACGAUCCUCUCUACUGGCUGCAAUACUUCCCUCCUCACGCUAUCGCUGAUCUUAAGCGCUUCGGUAUGAACAUCGACUGGCGUCGCUCGUUCAUCACUACGGACGUGAACCCUUUCUACGAUGCCUUCGUCACGUGGCAGCUCAACAAGCUCAACGAGCAGAAGCGUGUUGUGCGCGGUAAGCGUCCCAAUGUCUACUCCAUCCUGGACGGACAGAGCUGCGCCGACCACGACCGCGCCUCUGGUGAAGGUGUGGGUCCCCAGGAGUACACGCUGGUCAAGCUGCGUGUGCAGGAUCCGCUACCGGAGAAGCUGGCUGCUCUCGCCGGCAAAAAUCUGUACCUGGCUGCUGCUACGCUGCGUCCCGAGACGCUGUACGGCCAGACCUGCUGCUACGUGCUGCCUGAGGGCGACUACGGCGCGUUCCUCAUCAACGACGACAACGACGUGUUCGUGAUGAGCCGCCGUGCUGCCCGCAACCUGGCGCACCAGGAGUACUCGCGUGUAUGGGGCAAGGAAGAGUGCCUGCUCGAGAUGAAGGGCCACGACCUGCUCGGCUUGGCGCUGUCGUCGCCCAACGCGCCGUACGACACGAUCUACACGCUGCCGCUGCUCACCAUCUCUAUGGGCAAGGGUACGGGUGUGGUUAUGUGCGUGCCGUCGGACUCGCCCGAUGACUUUGCUGCCUUCCGUGACCUUAAGCAGAAGGCCGCUCUGCGUGAGAAGUACGGCAUUGAGGACCACAUGGUGCUUCCCUAUGACCCUGUGCCUAUUAUCGAGAUCCCGGGCUUCGGUGACAUGGCUGCCGAGAAGGUCUGCAACGACCUGAAGAUCGUGUCGCAGAACGACAAGGAUAAGCUGGCCAAGGCCAAGGAGCUCGUGUACCUCAAGGGUUUCUACGAAGGUGUACUCCUUGUGGGCUCGCAGAAGGGUCAGAAGGUGUGCGAUGCCAAGACCGUCAUGCGCCAGGAGCUGCUCGACGCUGGCUACGCUAUCCCGUACUGGGAGCCGGAGUCGCUUGUGAUGUCUCGCAGUGGCGACGAGUGCGUGGUUGCUCACCUGGACCAAUGGUACCUCACCUACGGCGCCGAGGACUGGAAGAAGCGCGUAAUGGACCACAUCAGCGACCCCAAGAGCUUCGACGCUUACAAUCCGGUGGCUCUUGGUGAGUACAAGUCUACGCUCGGAUGGCUGAAGGAGUGGGCGCCGUGCCGCCAGUCUGGUCUGGGCACGCGUCUUCCCUGGGACCCGGAGUUUGUGGUGGAGUCGCUUACGGACUCGACCAUCUACAUGGCUUACUACACCAUCGCACACCACCUGCAGGCCAACCUGGACGGCUCGAAGCUGGGCCCACACGGCAUUAAGCCCGAGCAGAUGACCAAGGAGGUGUUCGACUACAUCUUCUUGAAGUCGUCGCCGCCCACGGAGUCGACGAUCCCGUUGGCUGUGCUUAAGCAGAUCCGCGAUGAGUUCGAGUACUGGUACCCCGUUGACGUCCGUGCGUCCGGCAAGGACUUGAUCCGUAACCACUUGACCAUGUGCCUGUACAACCACGCCGAGAUCUGGCGUGACGACCCGUCCAAGUGGCCGCGUGGCUUCUUCACGAACGGCCACGUGCAGGUGGACGGUAAGAAGAUGUCCAAGUCUCUGGGUAACUUCUUGACGCUCAAGGACUGCGCCACUGAGUUCGGUGCCGAUGCCACCCGUUUUGCUUGCGCUGACGCCGGUGACGGCAUGGACGACGCCAACUACGCUCUGGACACGUGCCGUAUGGCCAUCCUGCGUCUCACUACCGAGGAGGAGUGGAUCAAGCGUGUGGUGGAGGACAAGGCGUCGCUGCGCACGGGCGAGCUCAACUUCAACGACAAGGUGUUCCUGAACCAGAUGAACAACCUCAUCAGCGCCACGACUUCGUUCUACGAGCGUCUCCAGUGGCGUGAGGGUCUCCACACGGGCUUCUUCGAGUACCAGAUUGCUCGUGACUCAUACCGUGACAUAUGCGCCCGUAGCGAGGUGCCGAUGCACCACGACGUUAUCAUGCGCUUCAUCGAGUCGCAGCUAGUCAUCCUUGCUCCCAUCUGUCCGCACUUCUGCGAGUACAUGUGGACCGCUAUUGGCAAGGAGGGCUUCGUGUCGGUGGCUUCCUGGCCGGUGGCUGAGGAGGUCGACCACGGCCUGCUGCGUGCCGGUGACUUCCUGAACAAGGUGACUCGUAGCUUCCGUGAGGCUCUUGCUAAGAGCGGCAGCAAGAAGAAGGGCAAGAAGGGCGCUGCACCGGCCGAGCCGGCCAAGAAGCCUACGCACGCCCAGGUGUACCUGACUACGGAGUUCCCGGAGUGGCAGCAGAAGGUGCUCGUGUUUAUGGAUGGUCUGUUUGAUGACGCGACGAAGCAGUUCCCCGCUGACUUUAUGAAGCAACUGAAGGGCGAGAUCACCAAGGACGAUUCGCUGAAGAAGCUUACGAAGAACGUGAUGCAGUUCGCUGCCUUCGUCAAGGCGGAGGCUGAGCUGCGUGGCCGUGAGGCUCUGGAGCUGAGGAUGCCGUACGACCAGAAGAGCGUGCUUGCCUCUAACAAGCUGUACCUCUGCCGGUCGCUGGACCUCCAAGACAUCGAGGUAAGAUGGCUGCAGCGAGGUGGCUUGGUGAAGUAUGCGGUUCUUACGGGUGUUAUUUCUUUGUUCCAGUUCUACUACGUGGGUGAGGAGAUCCCGAACGCGGACGCGAAGAAGAUGGAGACGGCGUCACCUGGUAAGCCUGCCAUCUACAUCUUCGCCCAGUAAGGUCGUUGCAGUAGUAUUGUGCUUCUUUGCAUUAGAUUGGCGGUGAUAAGAGGGUAUUCUGUUCUCCAUCGUGCUAGAUAAGACAGCAAGUAUGCAAGUCAUACAUGUACCUUGCAUUAAGUAGUGUAUGCUGCUUCCCCUUGUGCGUCUCCUAACUCUUGCUCCGACAUGAACCGAAAAGAAUGGAAAGCUUGAAACUGGAAUUACCA
Molecule: messenger RNA, 3626 nt
Organism: Phytophthora nicotianae INRA-310
Lineage: Eukaryota; Oomycota; Peronosporomycetes; Peronosporales; Peronosporaceae
Product: leucine-tRNA ligase
Exons: 3
Coding region: 91-3417 (1108 amino acids)
Biological process (GO): leucyl-tRNA aminoacylation
Molecular function (GO): ATP binding; aminoacyl-tRNA deacylase activity; leucine-tRNA ligase activity
Source: RefSeq, a predicted model, not a curated record